Messenger RNA from Dermochelys coriacea (leatherback sea turtle), 2153 nucleotides. It is a transcript of the gene BIN2, whose product is annotated as bridging integrator 2. Gene Ontology annotation, molecular function: protein binding; phospholipid binding. The record is from RefSeq and is a predicted model, not a curated record. Gene Ontology annotation, biological process: podosome assembly; phagocytosis, engulfment; plasma membrane tubulation. NCBI's taxonomy places the organism in Eukaryota, Metazoa, Chordata, Testudines, Dermochelyidae. Gene Ontology annotation, cellular component: cytoplasm; phagocytic cup; podosome. The transcript has 14 exons. The coding region runs from base 74 to 2050 and encodes 658 amino acids.
UACUUCCUCCCCCAGAAAACUUUAAAACCACAAGUUCAUAGUGAAAAUAGAAAUUGCACCGUGAGCUGCAGCCAUGGCAGACGGCAAGACAGGAGGAGCCGGGCAGUUUGCAAAACAGGUCCAAAAGCGAUUUAGCCGAGCCCAAGAGAAGGUGUUGCAGAAACUGGGCAAGACGGUAGAAACCAAAGAUGAGCAAUUCGAGCAAAGCGCUUAUGAUUUCCAGCAGCAACAGAUUGAAGGCCAGAAACUCUACAAGGAUCUUAAGGCUUUCCUCAGUGCUGUGAAAGUGAUGCACGAAAGUUCCAGGAAAGUGUCGGAAACCCUGCAUGAAAUUUACAAUGUGGAAUGGGAUGGACACGGGGACUUGAAAGCCAUUGCAGAGAGCAAUGAUCUCUUGUGGGAAGACUAUGAGGAAAAACUAGCUGACCAGGCGGUGAGAACCAUGGAGAAUUACAUGGCUCAGUUUGGUGAAAUCAAGGAGCGAAUCGCUAAGCGGGGGCGGAAGGUGGUGGAUUACGACAGCGCCAGGCAUCACCUGGAGGCGCUGCAGAAUGCCAAGAAGAAAGAUGAAGCUAAGAUUGCAAAGGCUGAAGAGGAAUUCUACAAAGCGCAGGCUGUGUUUGAGGAUCUUAACAAAGAGCUUCGAGAGGAGCUUCCGGUUCUUUAUAACAGCCGCAUUUCUUGCUACGUGACCAUCUUCCAGAAUAUUUCCAAUUUAAGAGACAUCUUCUACAAGGAGAUGAGUAAGCUGAACCACGACUUGUAUGAGGUGAUGAGCAAACUGGAAAAGCAGCACUCCAGCAAAGUCUUUAUCAUUAAAGGGGUGCCGAGUAACAGGCGCUCGCUGGUCAUCUCCUCCCCGGUGAGUCGUCCUCCUGUCGUUUUCACAUCACUGGCAAAUGCUUCAGAUGGGACCCCUGAGCUUCCUCCAAACAAUUCAACGUGUCACGCGGGAGAAUCUGUUCCUUCAACAGCGGAGGGGGAUGCUGCAUCCUCUGAUGGCAGCGGAAUCCAGGAUGAGCGGCCGGCAUCUCCUGCUGCUGUUUUGACCCCCGACAAGAGAGAGUCCAUGUCAGCAGCAGAGGUGGAGUCCGGGUCCUCUGGUGCCAGUGAAAUCCAGCAUGAGAAUCAAACUGGGACUCUGGAGGAACCCAGCACAGUGACAGAGGGGUCGUACCAGGGAGUUGAAGAUGUUGCAGCAGCUAUGGCUGCAGAGAUUCUAUCUGCCGCUAUCGCUGAGGCUGUGGACAAAGCCAAAACAUCUCUGCCGCCCUCUGAUGGUGCAUCAGCCCAAACCCAGACUCCAGAAAGCCUGGAGGCCGAUGCUAGCAACCUGCAGGGGGGAAAUGAAUGCUCUGUACUCCACGUGAGCAAUGAAAUCCCAUCUCUGCAAGCACCCCCUUCACCUGACUUGAGAGAGGAGACCAACCCAUCAGGAGAUACCCAACCCACAGCUUCCCAGCAAGAAUCAAGUCAGCCAAGAAACAGGAUGCCCCUCGGUGAGGUUUUAGUUUGCCCUGAAAAUGCCACAUACCCUCCUGAUGAAGAUGCUUCCCCUCUCACCCCAGUCCAUGAAGUCCAUCAAGGCCCAGCCAGCACCCAUGGCUCCAGUCCACCCGAAGCAGAGGAAUGGGCCAAUGGCCAGAAGCAGCCACAGCCAGAGACUGAGAGGAUCAUUUGCCAGCCAAGCAGGGAGGCCGAAGAGGACCGGGGCAGCGAGGGGAGCAUGGAAGAACUAAACAUUUACCCAACGGUGACUGAAAUGCAGAUUAUGUUUGGCUUCACUCCAGAUGGUGAAACAGGCAGCAGCAGCCAUGAGCUGCCUGUGGGCUUCCUCUUCAAGGCUCAAGCAAUCCAGACUCACACGUCAGAUGAUGAAAAUCAUCUGCAGUUCAAGGAAGGGGAGAUAAUUCUGGUGGUAUCCAACUCUCAGGCCCAGGAAGAAGGAUUUCUGACCGGCUUCAAAGAGAGUGACUGGAAGGUGAACCGGGAUCUCCUACAGAAGAGAGCUUUCCCCCAAGAUCUCAUCAGACCCAUCUCCUCCAAAUGAGUCUAGCACAUCACGCGGCUGGGGCGGAGUGGGAGGGAAACAGGGAUCUAUUUAUGAAUGGUUUCAGAGUAGCAGCCGUGUUAGUCUGUAUUCGCAAAAAGAA